Cariama cristata (Red-legged seriema) is the source of this 1143-nucleotide messenger RNA. Its product is annotated as probable C-mannosyltransferase DPY19L4. The record is from RefSeq and is a predicted model, not a curated record. Lineage: Eukaryota; Metazoa; Chordata; Aves; Cariamiformes; Cariamidae. Gene Ontology annotation, molecular function: mannosyltransferase activity. Gene Ontology annotation, cellular component: nuclear inner membrane.
AUGUGCAAUGAACUGGUUCCUUUUAGCCUGACUCACUGGGUCGGUUUGAUAACUUCUUGUUCCAGUAUUAGAAAAGAAGGGGCAGCAGAUCUGCGACAGAGAAAGAAGCAAAACUGCACAGAAUCUGACAAAAUGGCUCCAGAGGAGAGAAACAAAGAAAACUCAAAGCUGGGAAGAUCGCCAAAAUAUAUGUUAAUUCAGCGUUUUGCGAAACUUUUCUUUGGCUGUCUUGCGGCAGUCACUAGUGGAAUGUUGUAUGCUGUGUACCUCUCAACGUAUCAUGAACGGAAAUUCUGGUUUUCCAGCAGGCAGGAACUUGAACGAGAAAUUACAUUUCAGGGUGACAGCGCCAUUUAUUACUCGUUCUAUAAAGAACUGCUAAAGGCUCCUUCCUUUGAAAGAGGUGUUUAUGAGUUGACACACAACAAUAAGACAAUAUCACUGAAGACAAUAAAUGCAGUCCAGCAAAUGAAUUUGUACCCAGAGUUGAUUGCCAGUGUUUUGUAUCAAGCAUCUGGUAGUGAAGAAGUUAUUGAACCAGUGUAUUUCUACAUUGGUAUAGUUUUUGGACUGCAGGGAAUUUAUGUGACUGCAUUGUUUGUAACCAGUUGGGUUAUGAGUGGAUUGACUGUAGCAUGGUUCAUUAUUAACAGGACAGAUACAACAAGAAUUGAUUACUCCAUACCAUCAAGGGAAAAUUGGGCUUUGCCAUAUUUUGCAUGUCAAGUAGCAGCUCUCACAGGCUAUUUAAAAAAAAACCUAAAUUGUUCUGCUGAGAAGUUUUGUUACCUUUUGGUGAGUGCUUCAACAUACACCUUCAUGAUGAUGUGGGAAUACAGUCAUUAUCUCCUGUUUAUCCAGGCUGUUUCUCUUUUUCUGCUGGACAGCUUUGCCCUGGCACAGACAGAGAAGGUGCAUGAAGUAUACAAAAUCUACUUGUUUUCUCUCUUCUUGGGGUACCUUCUGCAGUUUGAAAAUUCAGCCUUACUAGUGUCACCAUUACUGAGUCUUGUAACAGCUUUAAUGCUCUCUAAAUGCCUUCAGAUGAAUAUGAAAAAAGGUACAUUUAUGUCAAGAUUGCUGAAAACAAUGUACAUUUAUUUGGUCCUCACAAUAACAGUGACACUAGAGUUCUUACUAAAG